GUGACCCAAAGCAAUUCAUUGACAACAUGGCAACAUUAAGGAGCCUCUUUCCUCUAGUUCUUUUCAUUUUAUCAUGUCUGGCAGAAAAGGACAUGGGACAACUUAAAGAUAGUAAAACAAGUUGUGGGGGUUCCCUUGUCGCUUCCAGUGGAUCAUUUACAAGUCCAAACUAUCCAGGAUACUACCCCAAUCUUCUAAAUUGCAUCUGGGAAAUAGAAGUAGACAAUGAUUUCCAAAUCACUCUGGUCUUUGAUGAUCUGCAAUUGGAAUUUGAAGAUUCAUGUAUUUAUGACUACAUUGAGAUUUUUGAUGGUUCAUUGUAUGCUUCUUCAUUUGGAAGAUUCUGUAAAGGUCCCAUUAGGACACUGAUAUCAAACUCCAACCGAAUAACAAUUUUAUUUAAAACUGAUGGCAGUAUCACCAAUAGAGGAUUUUCUGCUUCUUAUACUAAGAGUCCCAAAGAAAUUUCCACUCCAUUCCCUCCCUUUACUACUACUCCCUUCACUACACCAGAAUUCAACACAGCUGAUCCUCCAUUUGAAAUUUCCACUCCAUUCCCUCCCUUUACUACUACUCCCUUCACUACACCAGUAUGCAAUACACUUCCUCCUACAUAUGAUCCCUCUAUGGAUUGUGGAGGUUUUCUGUUUGAUCCUGAAGGCUCACUGUCCAGUCCGUUCUACCCCGGACAGUAUCCAAAUAAUGCCCACUGUGUGUGGCAAAUAGAAGUGGACCCAGAUUCACUCAUAAACCUUAUCUUUGAUGAUGUGGAGCUAGAAGGCUGCCAUUUCGAUUAUAUUGACAUCAUAGAUGGAUCACCAAAUGGUUCUUUGAUGGAAAGAAUUUGUGCUGGUUCCCAACACACAAUUGCAUCACUUACAAACAAGAUGACAGUUAUAUUUACAAGUGAUCACAGUAUUCAAAAACGAGGAUUUCGGGCUCGGUAUGAAACUUUUCCCAGAGCUGGUAUUUUGAGACUGGUAGCUUCCUCUAAUAGAUGUGAAGGUCGUGUGGAGAUUUACCACGAUGGACAGUGGGGGACAGUUUGUGAUGAUGACUGGGACCUGCAAGAUGCCCAAGUAGUAUGCAGACAACUUGGCUGUGGAACAGCUAUUUCUGCCCCAGGAAAUGCCUAUUUUGGCCAAGGAACUGGACCCAUUUCCCUAGAUGAUGUCCAAUGUGUGGGGAAUGAAUAUCAACUCACUGACUGUUUUCACAGAAACUGGUUCUCCCAUAAUUGUGGUCACUAUGAAGAUGCCAGUGUCAUCUGUUCCAAUAUCAAACAAUAACUUUUCAAGCCACAAUUCCCUCCCCCUCCCUGAAAAAAAAAAUAUUAAGUAAAGUUAGUUUCUAAAGAAAUGGUGCUGUUGUUUUUGUCCUCAACACUGAAAGGCUUAGAAGCUAACAUGAUCUAAAUGCUUUAGAAACUUGAGCUUGUUGCAGCUCCUUUACCCACACCUUUCUUCCAUUAGCAAGUUCCAUCACUUUGAUAUUGUAGGCUCUCCUUGGGUUUC
Sarcophilus harrisii (Tasmanian devil) is the source of this 1514-nucleotide messenger RNA. Its product is annotated as deleted in malignant brain tumors 1 protein. Gene Ontology annotation, cellular component: membrane. The transcript is spliced from 10 exons. Lineage: Eukaryota; Metazoa; Chordata; Mammalia; Dasyuromorphia; Dasyuridae. The record is from RefSeq and is a predicted model, not a curated record. Bases 27 to 1289 code for a protein of 420 amino acids.